CCACUCUUAUGCAUGUGACGGGUCAGAGGCUAUAGCUAGGCCGCAUAUGCAGUACUGCGCCGGGCUAUAUUCGUGCCGCUGUCUGUGCAAAACAUGUACAGACACCCACACUACGCUAGACUCGAGCUCCCUGUUCAUUCUGGUGGUGGUGGUAAUUUCUCAACCCGAGAGAGGUUAUCAGGUUCAACAGAAGAACUAUAAAACAGACAGGUGUGCAACUUUCCUUGUAAGAAAAUGGAGCCGUCAGAGAAUAGCACUGCAAAUGCCACUGAAGGACAGCUACCUGCAAGAUUAUCUGCCCAACAAAGGGAGAGUUUUGCCUUUGCUACCGUCAGCAAGCGUCUACCUAUCAUUCUGACCCAGGUCAUUGAUACAGUCUACAAGUACAGAACAGAAGCACAUGAUCUACAUGGGCAGGCAGGGGCAGAUGACUGCAAGUUCAUCGUGGGCAAGCUGUCGGCACUCAAGAACCAAAUGCAGACAGACAAAGCCCUGGAAGAGUUCACACAUGAUCACCCAGACAUCCAGCUGUGGAACCGGUAUCUAGAGGCCGAGACUGAACGUUGCGGAGGAGAGAAACCCAGAUGGUUCAUGUCAGCGUGGCUCUAUGUCGAGUGCUAUAUGUACAGGGCCAUCAAUGAAGCAAUAGCCCUAAGUCAAUGUAUCAAGACCUUUGACCCCUUUGGAGCUCAGAAACAGUCUGCACUGCUGUCUUCCAACGAUGCCAUGUGCACCUUAACCUCAUACUUAGAUGAAAGUGUACAGGGGCCAGCCUCUUUUGAGAAGUUUGCAGAUUUUCUUCAGAUAUCUCUUUGGGGGAACAAGUGUGAUCUGUCCAUAUCAGCAGGUAUAGAGAACUACCAGAAAUUAAGUCCAGUGGCUCAGCUGGCCUCUUUACAAUCCAACAUUCUAGUCAAUGACAUCCACCAUGUAUGGCAGACCCUAUGUGGUGCCAGAGAUGCAUCCAAAAGCACACCCAGUCAGAAGGUCAGACUGGACGUCAUCUUGGACAAUGCAGGAUUUGAGCUCUUCACGGACUUGGUCCUUGUGGACUACCUACUUCAGGUCGGGCUUGUAGACGAGGUACAUUUUCAGCUGAAGGCGAUGCCUUGGUUUAUAAGUGAUGUCGUCAGACACGACUGGGACUGGACACUUCUGAAGCUGCAGGAGAACAAAGACAAGGCUGUAUCAUCUCUAGGACAUCGCUUCCAGGAUCGAGUCGCAAGUGGUGUGUGUGUACUGGAUGAGCAUCUCUUCUGGACGACUUGCUUUGAGUUCUGCUGCAUGAAGAAGGUGGCUCCAGAUCUCUAUGAAGAGCUAGGUAAAGCCGAUCUAAUCCUCUUGAAGGGAGACCUGAACUACCGCAAGCUGGUGGCUGAUCGCUACUGGCCACACACCACACCCUUUGAGGAGGCCCUAUGUGGCUUCCACCCAGCACCCUUGUGUACUCUGAGGACACUGAAAGCUGAUGUGGUUGUCGGAUUGAGGGAAGGACUGAGUGAGGAGAAAGAGGCAGAAGACACAGAUUGGAUGGUCACAGGACAGAAUGCUGUCAUCGAGUUCUGCAACAAAGUUGUCCAUUUGAGCUAGUCCAUGACAGGAAGACGAACUCUUGUAUCAAAAUGUGUGUGUGCAUCUUCAUUCAUAUAGCAGGUAGUGUGGCACAUUGUCAUUAACCUGCUAGUGUAGGGCAAUUUAUUCAUGGAUGUAGUUCUCAAUUAAUUGCAUGAAAAAGAUAUUUCUUGAUGUCAUCAAUGAUUUUAAGAAUUCAAAAUUACAAAAAAAAACUGAGAUCUGAACCCACUUGGCUGAAAUAUGAGAAUAUUUGAGUACAGUCGAAGCAUGUAGCAAAGUGUUUUUUUUUCUCUCCUUCUUCUUUACAUGUUAAUUUUUAAAAAAUAUGAGCAGUCUGAGUAUUUUGGUUACACAUACCCAAAUUUAUUGACAUGUAACAUUGCAUUUUCAAGUAGUCAAGUGUCUACAAUUGUGCAUGGAGAUCCAUAUUGCAGGGUCAUAAUGUUGUAGUAUAACAACCUUAAAGUAAUAGUGUGACUCGAUUCUCAUGAAAUAGUCUAUGACAGGAUAUAUUUUCAUUUGAAAUCAUGAAUUUGGAAGACAAAAACAAUGUUUUGAUCUCUUUGCACCGUAGUUUGGAUACCUGUUUACAAAUUACUGUGAUCAAUUAUUUGUCAUUCACAUACUGCUGCGGUUUACCCGGUGGUUGUUUGUGUACUACUGUCUGUGAAGAUGUGAUGUCACCAUGAACAAAAUAGCUGUGCGCCUCAAAGGUCCUAUGUAUACUCUCUUUCCUGUGUGUUAUGCGAAGUAUGAAACCCCUGCAGAAAUGCAGGGGAUCCAAAGAUCCUAGAGAGUAGUAAUGAGUGGGAAAAACUUGUCAAGUCAGUGAGAGCAUUUCGACCUUGUUAAAUAAAUAACAAAAACUAUGUCUGGGCCCUGUAAGAAAAUAUAUACGAUUUAUUGUAUCUUACCAAAAUUAGUUUCAUCCCCUUUAGUGAACUGAACUUUACAAUAAUAUAUCGGUAAUAGAUUACGAUUAAUGUUUAUGUUACAUAUGGAUACAGUGUAUGGUUAUGAUAUACUUUAUUGUCGCAAGAUUGGAGUUAGGAUAGAUUCAUAAGUUUGAUUUUAAGUCAAUUUUUAUGUUACAGGGUGCCCUUUGCCUAUGGGAACUAGGUGGUCCAUGUAUUAAACCUAUGGGAAUGAAAAAAUUUAGUAUUCAACAGUUUUACCUGAUAUGCACAUUGCAAACCAUUAACUAUUGUCUACUUGAAUAUUAAGUAUUCUUGCAGUUUAUUCCAAAGGGAUUCCUAAACUGAUUCCUUGCCCAAUUUGCAACCUUCAAAAAAGAUUUUAUUGUGAAUUUUGAAGAGGUCAUGAGCAUUGAAGGUAUGACAUAUGUGUCAGCAGGGAUGGUGGUUCACGGUGUCAGUGAAUAAGGAUAUGGUAGUCUCUUUUUACAACUCUUUAAAAGUACAUUACCCCCUCUAUGUUGAAACAAGAGAAAGCUUACAAACCAUGAACCAAGAAUGAAUGGUUUUGAAAUGGUUGUAAUUAUAUUUUGUAUGUGUGAGUUGUGAACAGCUUGAAAAUACAGACUUUACAUCUUCAAUAGCACUUUCUUCCAUAUCAUUUUCUGUUUAUGUUGUGCAAUUUAUUUUAGAACUGAUAGGACAACAGGGUAGACCUAGUAAGCUUGCAUUAACAAUAUUAAUAGAAAUAAUAAUACUUGCUUGCAUAAAAGAUUCAUGUAAAUACUCUGACAAUGUGUAAAGUUAUUAAUCAUACUGCAAUAUAGUGUGAUACACCUCAUUAAAUGAAAAUUGUAUUGUCAAUAUUUACCAACCUGGAUGGUGAUGAUGCAUUCAGAACAAUUGAUAGUUUUUUUUUUAUCAGUUAAGAAAAGUGUUCCGAGAACAGAUGAAAAUGUACUUUUAAAAGAUUACUGUUGAAAAUGGGAAAAACAAAAAUAAAGAUGAUGCAAGAUUAUAUCA
Molecule: messenger RNA, 3512 nt
Organism: Strongylocentrotus purpuratus (purple sea urchin)
Lineage: Eukaryota; Metazoa; Echinodermata; Echinoidea; Camarodonta; Strongylocentrotidae
Gene: armt1
Product: damage-control phosphatase ARMT1
Exons: 5
Coding region: 235-1590 (451 amino acids)
Biological process (GO): DNA damage response
Cellular component (GO): nucleus; cytoplasm
Molecular function (GO): phosphatase activity
Source: RefSeq, a predicted model, not a curated record